AUGGCCACUUACUUCUUAUCCCGUCAUCUUGACGUUCAAGUCAAGCUCCAAGCCGAGCUUGAUGAGGCACUUUCCUGCGUGCACUCGGAUGUCGCGCCAUACGAAUCAAUCAAGAAUCUCCCAUAUCUGAACGCAGUGAUUAACGAGAUGCUCAGACUACAUACCCCCGUUGGUGCAGGGCUCCCACGAAUCGUGCCGAAGGGCGGGUUGGAUGUGCUCGGGCAUGUCUUUGAAGAAGGCGUGUGGUUGAGCGUGCCAGUCUACAACUUGCACAGAAGCACGGAAAUCUGGGGCAGAAAUGCAGAUGAAUUCAUUCCGGAAAGGUGGAUCGACGUGGAUGCAAAAGCAAAAGCGAGGAUGAUGCAGUCUUUUGCGCCAUUCUCAAUCGGGCCGAGAGGUUGUAUUGGACGCAACCUGGCUCUCAUGCAGCUUCAUAUCAUGAUAGCGACACUCUUCCGCAGGUACAGCUUCGUUGUUAGUAACAGCGACAAACCUCUUCCAAUACAGGAUAGUUUAGUCCGAAAACCGAAGGAAUGCGUGAUUGGGGUGUCAUACGUCUGCGUCGUCGUUCUGGACGAUAUCGUGAACUAA
Messenger RNA from Fibroporia radiculosa, 591 nucleotides. RefSeq lists its product as uncharacterized. The record is from RefSeq and is a predicted model, not a curated record. Gene Ontology annotation, molecular function: oxidoreductase activity, acting on paired donors, with incorporation or reduction of molecular oxygen; heme binding; monooxygenase activity. NCBI's taxonomy places the organism in Eukaryota, Fungi, Basidiomycota, Agaricomycetes, Polyporales, Fibroporiaceae. The coding region runs from base 1 to 591 and encodes 196 amino acids. The transcript is spliced from 4 exons.